Molecule: messenger RNA, 1668 nt
Organism: Notechis scutatus (mainland tiger snake)
Lineage: Eukaryota; Metazoa; Chordata; Lepidosauria; Squamata; Elapidae
Source: RefSeq, a predicted model, not a curated record
AUGCAAGCUAAAAGAAGAAAGAUCCAGAUUGAAAUUCUCAUUUUGUCACCAGGUUCACCAGCAUCCCAAGUGUUGUCUUUGGGAAGUGUGCCUGACACAGACCCCCUGCUCUAUCCUUAUGGUCUCCAGUAUCAGGACAGAAGCACCCCCAAGGCAGAUGACGGGGCAUCUCCUGAGAUCUCCAUCUCUGAAUUCUUCUUCUUUUAUGGGCGGAAAUAUCAUUCCCUUUACGUGAACAACAAUGGGGUGGUGUCCUUUGGCAACCCUGUCAGUCAGUUCACCCCAGAUCCUUUUCCUCUGAUGGAUGGCCGAACCUUUGUGGCUCCUUUUUGGGCUGAUGUGGACAACCGUAUCACAGGAGACGUAUACUACAGGCAGAGCCAAGACCAGGGGCUGCUGCAGAGAGUCACGGCUGAUAUAAACGCUUACUUUCCACAUGAAAAUUUCACAGCUACCUGGGCCUUUGUGGCUACCUGGGACCAAGUGGCUUUCUAUGGAUCCUUGUCCACCAAGGUGAACACAUUUCAGGCUGUUUUAACGUCUGACGGUAAAAUGUCUUUUGUGAUGCUGAAUUACCAGGAUAUACAGUGGAUAUCAGGGCAAGCAAGUGGUGGAGAUGCUCACACAGGUUUAGAGGGCACACCUGCCCAGGCUGGAUUUAAUACUGGUGAUGCCGACAAUUACUUCAAUAUUCCUGGUUCUUGGACUCCAAGCAUAAUAAACAUCAGCUCAACAAGCAAUGUCGUGGACCCCGGGCGCUGGGCAUUUGAAGUGGACGUUUUUGCAGUGCCCAAUGGCUGUGUGUACAAAGCUAACUUUUUACCUCUCAAUGCCAUCUUCUGGAGUGAAUCAACCUGUGAGGAGAAGUGCCAGUGCAUGUUGGACACUCAUACAGUGCUAUGCCAGGCUGAGGGCUGCUCUGCAGAUGAGUCCUGCCAGCCAGUUUCCUGGUACCACUUGUGCCAGCCUAUCCAAAGUGCAUCCUGCCAGGUCUUAGGUGGACAACAUUAUACCACCUUUGAUGGCCAACUGUACCAUUUUCAAGGUGAUUGCACUUAUGUGUUGUCUCAGAUUGGUGGGAUAAAGACACUUCUUCCUGUGAUCCUUCUCGGCGGCAAGAUCCAAAUGCGUAAGAGUGGCUUCUCCAUGAAGAUAGAUACUGACUUUGGAGUAUCCGUUUCUUACACUGGGAAUCAACAUGUGGAGAUUGGGGUUCCUGACAGAUAUCAAAAUGCGACUUGUGGCCUCUGUGGAUCUUUGAAUGAUAAUCAAUCAGAUGACUUCUCAACCCACAAUGGAUCCUUGGUGGAAUCAGUGACACUAUUUGCUAGAAGGUGGCAGAUCAAAAAUUUUGAGGACGAUUGUGGGGACAUCCAACAGCCACCAACUUGCCCCCUGACUAAAUUGGCCAAUUAUUCCAGCUCAGAACACUGUGGCGUUUUAGAAAAAUCCCCAGGUCCUUUUGCUAACUGUGCACAGAUGGUGCCUGUAUCCAGCUUUAUGGAAGUCUGUCUUAAUGAUGUCUGUACAUCUGGAGGGAACCGGACUGUGCUAUGUAAUCUCCUCCGUAUUUACGCUGAACGUUGUCAAGCAGCCAACAUCACAGUUGGGCAAUGGAGAGAAGAGACGCAAUGCGAGAGCAUCAUUGGAGUGAAUGACAUGAGCUAA